AGUUAUUUUAUACCCUAACAAUAAUCUACGUCCCCAUGGCCCUCCUAGCAAAACUCACCCUCCUCACCAUCCUCGCCCGACUCUUCAUCCUCCGCCGAUCCCAAACCCUAACCGUAUACCUCACCAUCACCCUCACAACAAUCUACUACAUCACCAUCCUCUUCAUCAAGAUCUUCAUCUGCAACCCCGUUUCGACAUUCUGGACGUCGCCCAACAACCCACACAACCCUAACUGUCUCUCCGAGGGGGCAGUAUUUCUCGCUGAUGCGAUCAUGAGCGUUAUCACAGACCUGGCGAUCCUACUCCUGCCCAUCGGGUUGAUGUUCCCGCUGCGAUUAGGCGUGGUGAAGAAGGUGAAAGUGGGGGCUAUGCUGGGGUGUGGCGGGUUGGCUGUGGGAUUUAGUAUUUAUAGGGUUGUGCUGGUGGUGGGCGUGGGCGUGGGGGGGUUGGGGGAUAGUCAGGUAUACGCUAGAAUACUUUUGUCGGGGAACGCGGAAGGAGGUUUCGGGCUCAUUUGUAGCUGUAUCCCCGCGCUGCAUAUCUUAGUCUCGAGGGUGAAGGCGAAGAUGAGGAAGGGGUCAAGGUCAAGGUCUUCUGCUAUUGCGUCUGGGGAUGGGAGUGGAAGUGGAAGUGGUGGGAAGAAGAGGGAUAGGGGUGUUUCGAGUAGUGGAGGCACGGCGGCGC
Messenger RNA from Aspergillus piperis CBS 112811, 684 nucleotides. RefSeq lists its product as uncharacterized. The transcript has 2 exons. The record is from RefSeq and is a predicted model, not a curated record. NCBI's taxonomy places the organism in Eukaryota, Fungi, Ascomycota, Eurotiomycetes, Eurotiales, Aspergillaceae. The annotation marks the transcript as partial.